UUUAAAUAUAGAAUUGAGUGCCUGCAGAUUUAUCAUAUUUAGAUGUAUUUGAUAGUUACUUCCUGCUUAGCAUAGGCUGAGGUACGGGAAAUCACUGCUGAGAUGUUUUGUUGUUUCUUUCUCGGUUGUGCGUAACAGCAUCUUGAUGAACCGAUCACUUUGAUGAGCGAUUUCACGGUCAGAUAAAAUGCUGAAGAUGAGCGCCUGGAAGGGGAGUCGCGGGAUGGUGAAAGGAUCCUUUUCCGCUGCCAGGCUGAAGCAGGGCUGGAACUGGGCGUUCCUGCAAUGUUGUAACACGACCUCUCCCACAUGGCAACCGUUAAAAAAGCCCUUUCUUCCCCUGCUGCAGGAAGCAACGCGGCAGCUCCUGAUGAAUCACUGCCCGCCCAGCGACGUCUGGCAGAGAGCGAUGUUGUUCAGCUGCCAGACACGGGAACUUCCCUCCAACGCGGGCACGCAGUUUUAAAAUUUAAAAAAUCUGAUUAUUUAUGUAGAUAGAUUCUUCUUUAAAGCUGCGGUAAAAGUGGGACAGAUGAGUGGCACUGGAACUCCAGGAAGUAAGUUUGCAUGACUAAUUUUCCCCAGACUUUCUGGGAUCAAAUAGCACAAAACUCCCUGAGACUGGGGCACCCAACUUAGAACACGCCUUAGCAGGCUUACUUCUUUUAUUAUAUGUUACAUGAACAGAAAAGACCUAUGUGUUACUGCGCAAAGAAAGAACAAAGCACAGCGGCUAAUGGAAAAAGAUUAGGCAUGUUCUCAGCAGCAUUCUGAAGGAUUCAGAGAGGCAGGCUUCGAGACAAGGUCUCAUGGUACCCAGUGAAUACUUUCUCUUGAAACUUGAUCCACGCCAAUGCACAGCUGAAAAAAAAAAACAAACUAGUAGACGCAUGCGUUAGCAUCGAAGAGCUGCCAUGUUAAGCUUACCUUCUCUGCCUUGUUGAGUCUGAUCUUCCAGCAGUCUCCAGAGAAGCCCAGCCUCGUUCGGUGUGAGACGACUCCGCCUCGUGAGAGCACUUAGGAAGACGACAAAGCCAUGGCUGCUCUCAUCGGCGAAAACUUUAAGUUCGUGGCGCUCUUUUUCAAGAGCAAGGACGUGGUGCUCUUCAACGGGCUCAUCGCCCUCGGUACCGUGGCCAGCCAGACGGCCUACAACGUCUUCGCCUUCGACUGCCCGUGCUCGUCCGGGCGGAACUACCGCUACGGCCUGGCGGCCAUCGGCGUGCCGGCGCUGGUCCUCUUCCUCAUCGGCAUCAUCCUCAACCGGAACACCUGGAGCCUGGUGUCGGAGGUGCGGCUGCGGGCCUGCAGGAAGCUGUCGGCGGCCGCCUCCUUCGCCCUGCUGGGCUCCGUGGUGGGCCGGGCCGCCGUCGCCCCCGUCACCUGGUCCGUGCUCUCGCUCCUCCGGGGCGAGGCCUACGUCUGCGCCCUCUCUGAAUUCGUGGACCCCUCGUCUCUGGAAGGCUACCCCCCCGGGCACGGGCCAGAGGAGAUGGCCGGGUUCCCCUGCAAGGCCGUCCCGGCCGACGCGCUGCGCUUCUGGCCCGAGAUCGAGCGCCGUCUGAAGUACGAGUCUCAGUUCCUGGGCUGGGUUUUGGUGGCGGCGACGUCCGUCACGGUGUUCCUGCUGCUGUGUCUGAAGCGCUGCUGCUCGCCCCUGGGCUACCAGCAGGAGUCGUACUGGUCCCACUUCCGCUCCAGCGAGCACCAGCUGUUCCAGCGCACCGCCGACGUCCACGCCAAAAUGCUGGCCGCCGAAAGCGUGAAGAGCUUCUUCGGCUUCGUGGCUCUGGAUAAAGAGGAGAAGGACCAGCUGCAGGAGCACCAGCAGAACAACAGCCCCAUACCCAGCUCUCUCUGGAACCAGAUCACCGGCGUCUACCUGUACAGAGAGAACAACGGCGCCCCGCUGUACAGCCGACUGAACAAGUGGUCCAACGUACCGACGGCCAACAACACGAAAACCAAAGAAGAAGAGAUGGAAAUGCUUGCCUGAGGCCUUGGCUGCGUUUUCUCGCGUGUUCAGUAGUUCUCGGACAGCGCGCGCCCGUCGUUCUCUCUGUCCGCUCAUUUCUUUGGCGCUUUCUGUCUCUUCUGAUCCUGCCGCGGUGACUCAGCGAUAGCGACGAUUAUAAAUGACAAUCAUUUGUUCUUAUUGUCAAGGCUGAAUCCAACUUCCCUCUCUCAAAGAGGUGGAAUGUAAAAAAACCCACCAGACACGUGGUAAUACAUAUAUUUAAAGACUGCUGAUUCCCGUAUCAAGUGUAAUCAAUACAUAUUUCACCGUUCAUUCUACGGAAAGACAGUAUGGCACGGGUUUUGUUCUUAUUUAUCAUGCUGCUAUGACAGCAUCAUCAUCGCAGAUCAUUUGCAUUUGGCUGUACUGCUAACUGAGGGAUAUUUAACACUUGCUCAUUAUUUAAUGGCUUUGACAAAUGCGCACAAAUAUCCAUAAUAAUAGCAAUGUAUUCAGGGUUUAUGAAACUGGUUAAAUAUGCUUCAAUUACCUCUGUAUGCAAGGGGAUAUGUUUUCUGUGUUUUUUUCCUUGCAUAAAUUGCAGAUAGGAUUUUCUAGAAUGAGUAAGCCCAAGUAAGAUAUGAGGCUUACACAUCUGUCUGCGUCUUCCUCACUCUUGCAGCUCAGUCCAGUUAUAAGUGGUCAUCAUUUUUUAAAUAAUUUUGGUGUCCUAGAGGUUGCUGAGAUUUUGACAAUGUUUGAACGCAUGUAACUCAUUUGUUUAAAGCAUCCAAAGCUACUUUUAAUCGUCUUCCUCACUGACAGGCUUACUGAAAAAAAUUAUAUCCAGAGCAUCCUGCAAAACCAACCUGUUAAGACAUCUUACCUGCACCGAAGCACAAGUUUAUGAAAAUUCCAGUGAGCACCUUUUCUUCAACUUUAAAUCGUCUGCUCACUUCUACAAACAGGGGAUCUUUUCAUGUUUGACACAAUUCUACGCUUCAUUUCAUAAAGAUUGUAGUUGAUGUCUAUAGUUAGUACAAACACAAUGUAACGCAUCAUUUCCCAGUGACCCAGUCAUUGGCCAGUAAGAUGCAAUCUUUCGAGGUUGACCUCAUUGCACUAAUCAAACUUUUGGCUGCUCAAAUGAUUGUCUUGGUGCUGUCCUCCACCUAAUGCAUCCAAAGCUGGGUUGCACUCAGAGAUAAACUUCAUAACUUCUUCAUUUUAUUGAGCACAAGGGAAGAACUGAGCAGAAAUAUUUUAUUUUCUUUAUAAGUUUCUAAGUAUUGAACCUCUUCUCUAUUUUGUGAGUAUAAAAAUGCAACUGUCCGCACAAGGCCCUGGGGUCUGACCUGGUGAGGAGAGGUUUUAAAGGGUGGAGCUGGAAGGGCUCUUCCAGGGUGAGGGACAGACUCCUCUGCUUUGGGCUGAACCCUGGCUGCUCUAAUGAAAGCCUCCUCCGUACCGUACCCUUAUGAAUGCUGUGGAGGGGGCUUCUCUACCUUAAAUAGGAAGACUGUUUGUAUAAGCCGAGACCUGCUGUGUCCCUGUGUUCCCCAGACUAUAGCAUUUCGAGGUGACCUUGUCUUCCAAUGGAGUCUGUUAAAGUACAUGCACUGUAUUGGCUUGUCCAUUUGAGCUCAUUGACAAUAGUAUGGUAUCAUAACAAGUUAUUGAUUAUGAGCUGCAAAAUGCUUUUUCGUAGAAGCAGCUCAAUUUACACUGAGAGUGCAUUUUUAUACAGUGAGAGAGCUCUGUCACGGUGGGAUCAGUACUGAGGAAUGUGUGGUGUAUGAGCAGUUCUUUGUUACCUGUCCUGGUUGCUUGGUUUCCCAGCAGCCCAGCCUACCUGCUGUCUCAUGCCAAGCGUGCCCUUUCAGGAGGAGUGCUUGCUGUUUACAUUCGCUAUGUACGUGCAUGCUCUGGGAUGCCUGUCCUUGUACUCUGUUGAUAAUAAAGUUUUUUUGGUUUGAAUGCAA
Messenger RNA from Anguilla anguilla (European eel), 3939 nucleotides. RefSeq names its product calcium homeostasis modulator family member 2, tandem duplicate 1 (gene calhm2.1). NCBI's taxonomy places the organism in Eukaryota, Metazoa, Chordata, Actinopteri, Anguilliformes, Anguillidae. The record is from RefSeq and is a predicted model, not a curated record. The transcript has 2 exons. The coding region runs from base 1037 to 1996 and encodes 319 amino acids. Gene Ontology annotation, molecular function: monoatomic cation channel activity.